UUUUUUUGUUGUUUUGAGGUUUUUUUAUAAUUUUCUUUUUAAAAUAUAAAAAUAAAUACGUUUUCAGUUUUUGAAGAAUUGAAAACUCUUAAAACAGACUAAAAAUAACAAAGAGAACAUGUGCUUACUAUUAGCAUUAUUGUUGAAGAAAGUAGUCAAAGGUUUUUCAAGUGAGAGCUUGAGGUUAUAGUUGUCAUUUUUGGAAUCCCAUGGACUGAUGUAACUUGGCAUGAGGGUGGGCGUUCGUAGCAUCGUUGAGGUUGAUUCUUUGUGACUGAAAGGCAGCAGGUUUCGAGUUGUAAGAAGUAGAACAAUCUCUUUGUAAAGCAAGGGAUAAGGCUGGAUAUAAAGGCAAUCAUCCUCCAACUCUCUCAAAGUGAAAAGUCUUGUGCAGUGAGGAGGCUUUUUGUUUUGUUAUAGCUUGGCACAUCAAAACUAGGCACCCAACAAGGCUCCGGCUUUGGCACAUUGGGAAUGUUCAGUCAUAAUGCGAGUAUUAGGAGUUUGAAACACGAAUGCAAUCUUUUUGCAUGCAGGUUUACUAAAAUUUUUUAAGGAAUUUGGUAGUUAUCGAAGGUCACGAACACUUGUUUAGCUAAAUAAAUAUCAAAAUAUUUAGAUAUUUUGAAUCGCAUAGUCCAGGAAAACUACAUGUGAAAAAGGGCAAAUGUCUGAAUCUGAAUAUUGAAGCUGUAACAGGGUUGAAUAUAUAUAUAUAUAUUUGUCGAGGAAGGAUUGGAUGUAUUCUAACUCUGUAAACAACUGAAUCUGGCUAAAAUAUGGUCCAGGAAUGGAUGUAACUUUCUAUGUGGGGCAUUCUUUAAUAAACCUAAACAAUAUGCAACAACUCAUAGAUGGAUAAUAAUACCUUUAAAAUCUUUCUGAAACUAUAGGUUUUUUUGGUUAUCAUAUUUUUUAUGCCAAUUUGCACAAAUGCUUAAUUCUUAAGCAAUAGACCCACCAAGAUAGGGCAAGUUAAAGUAACAUAUUGGAAGGGACAAAUAACGGUGACACUGCAAAAUUCAUUAACUACUUUAACCAGACAGCUAUCUUGUAUGAGUUGAUUAUUUUAAGGAAAAUAAUCAUAUGCUUACAAAACCUUUGUGUAGAAAAUGUUAUCAGUAUGAUGCAUUGGUGUUAUUUUUGAAAUUAUGAGUCAGUUUACUAUGUUGUUCUUCUCAAUAUAUGGUUAUUCCUAAGUUAUAUCAUUCUAUAUAGAAAUAAAACUUUGUCCGUAUACUGUUAUGGUUACUUUAUUCAUUGUUUUGUUGGAAUCGAAUCUCUAUUUACCUGAGAAUACAAAGUUGGUUGAUGCUGAUACAAAAUGCAAAAAGAUCUUGUUGCCAUUGAAGAACACAAAGUGGGCUCCGAGCUGUGAUCUUGUCACAUUAGAGUUUGGCUAUUCUAUUAUAGGUAUUUUAGUUGUCUGUCAGUAUUGCACUUGAUAUAAUUUCUGCAAGAAAAUGGUAUUUUUAUGAAAAGCAUACAGCCAAGUGAUGUGGUUUUGGAAAGCAAUUUUCUAGUCAUUUUGGUCCAAGUAGGUUUGAACUGUUGAUUCGGCUAUCAAAAUCUCUGAAGCAUUUUGCUAGCUUCCCACAGUUCACACUUCGCCACCAAACUGUGGCUCUCUGUGGACCCACCAGACCAUUUGGGCAUAAGAAAGAAGGCAUUGUCUGGAGCUACACAGCAAUUGUCACAUCCCCUUGUCUGUGAACGUCCUUGCUUCGUACUUGACACUGUCGUCACUCUAUGCCACAUUGCCUCAACUUCUGCUCGGCAUGGACCCCUUGCCUUCAGCCCAAAGCCACUCCACAGAUAAGCUUCAUAAUUGCUGGGUCUUUCUGUUGUGGUGGUAAGAGACCCCUUUUGUAAUCUAUAUCUUUUAGGACCCCUCCAAAAAUAAUAAUAAUAAUAAUUCUUGCAAAUCAAAUUCACAUAAAGAACUUCCUGUUUCCUCACAUGUGGUGGGCCUUAAUGCUUGCCAAAUGGAAUGUUUUAAUGGUAUUAAUUAUAUGUCAUGAUAGCACAUUACGAUACAGUUAAAAGCUAAUUACAUUUCUUACAAGAUGUUAUAUUAAAUUACUUACAUAGUUUUAAAAAGAAAAUUACACACAUCUAACUGAUAUUCUUCAUCAAACACAUGAUCAAUCCUGUGGUUCAAAACGAUCUAAUGGCUGAAAAUGGGGCAUCUCUACCCAUUGAAAGAGAUCAAGAGGUGGAGGGUCUCAAUUCCGACUUUACCAGCUUUUGAAGGGUUUGAAGUUUUUGGGCCAUAUCCUGCCCAUCAGGUGGGAUCCCCAUCAUCCAUGAUGCGGGCCACGCACAUGCAAACAACGAGCACAGUCAGUGGCUAAUUCGUAAAUAACUCCCAAAUUACGGGGCGUUUUUGAAACUGAAAUGUCAAAUCCCUCCUGGGUGUGGUUUCGGUUACCGUAUCCUAAUCCGAGUCCUCGCCGGACUCCCCCUGUACGGAAUAUCUUGAUUCAAAAUGGCAGUCCCGUAAAUAUACUCAACCUUGUUAUUAUUUUAAAAUUAAAAAAGAUAAAAAGUGAUAAGCACUAAGUAAUUAACGCUGUGAGUUCUGAUAAACGAUGAAGCGUUACCCGCUUUGUAGUUAAAUCACAGCCGUUGAUGAACCACGUGGCGGCAUCGAAUCGUAGCCCAGGACAAACAGAAUAUUCCGUGAAAAAUUCCUCCAGAGGAGCCUCGCCGUCUAUAAAUAAGAGUUCUUGCUGUAAAAGAAAGCAAAAGAUAGAGAGAGAGAGAGAGUGAGUGAGUGAUGAGCGAGGCACUGAACAGAGAUUAUCGUGUGUGCGAGGAGAUCGGACGGGGACGAUUCGGCAUCGUUUACCGCUGUUACGAGGCCGGUUCCGGCGAAUCCUUCGCCGUCAAGUCGAUCGAGAAGCGUCUUAUUGCGGAUGACUCCAUCGACCGCCAAUGCCUCUACAACGAAGCCAAGAUCAUGCAACUGCUGUCUCCAAACCCUAACAUCGUCGAAAUAUUCCACCUCUACGAGGACGAGUGUCAUCUCCAUAUAGUCCUCGAGUUGUGCAGCUCCUCCGAUCUAUUCCAUCGUCUGGCGGAGCGAGUUUUUUCUGAGGAAGAGGCGGUCGCCGUGAUGUUGCCGUUGAUGGAGGCGAUCGCGCACUGUCACCGGCGAGGCGUUGCUCAUCGCGACAUCAAACCGGACAAUGUUUUGUUUGAUCAGUGGGGGAGGCUGAAGCUAGCAGAUUUCGGAUCGGCGGAGUGUUUCAAGGAGGGAGAGUUGAUGAGCGGCAUCGUCGGGACGCCGUAUUAUGUGGCGCCGGAGGUCCUGGCCGGACGUGAUUACAACGAGAAGGUUGAUGUGUGGAGCGCCGGGGUCGUUUUAUACAUAAUGUUGGCCGGGAUCCCUCCUUUUUACGGCGAUUCCGCGGCGGAGAUUUUCGAGUCUGUGCUCCGCGCGAAUCUCAGGUUUCCUUCAAGAAUUUUCCACUCGGUUUCACCGACAGCAAAGGAUCUACUGCGAAGGAUGCUCUGUAAAGAUGUUUCCAGAAGAUUCUCCGCGGAGCAAGUACUCAGGCAUCCAUGGAUGACCAGCGGUGGAGAUUCCAGAUCACUGGUUGUUCUGGCCUGAAACCCACUACAAAAGCAUCGAUAUGGACCCUGUGUAUAGGCACCCUGGAUCCUGGUUGUGAACAUAGAAGACUCCCUACCGUACCCCUUUGGUAUAUACCUACUAGAAAAUCUAAUGAUCCUUUGCUGAAAGUUUUGAGGCUUCCAAGAGGUUUUUUUAGCGUAGAGAGAAGAGAGAGUAGGCUACUGCUGCUGGUGGUGGAUAUAUCUUGAGCUUUUUUUCAUCUUCUUUGGUUUGUAGUAAAUGAAUGUACUUUCGACGUAUAUGAAUUUCCAAUUUCCUCGUGGUGUAAUACGCCUUUUUAUCUUUAUAUCCAAGCUACAUGUAUCGAUC
Messenger RNA from Diospyros lotus (date-plum), 3949 nucleotides. RefSeq names its product phosphoenolpyruvate carboxylase kinase 1-like. The coding region runs from base 2780 to 3616 and encodes 278 amino acids. NCBI's taxonomy places the organism in Eukaryota, Viridiplantae, Streptophyta, Magnoliopsida, Ericales, Ebenaceae. The record is from RefSeq and is a predicted model, not a curated record. Gene Ontology annotation, molecular function: calcium/calmodulin-dependent protein kinase activity; ATP binding; calcium-dependent protein serine/threonine kinase activity. The transcript is spliced from 2 exons. Gene Ontology annotation, cellular component: nucleus; cytoplasm. Gene Ontology annotation, biological process: intracellular signal transduction; peptidyl-serine phosphorylation; protein autophosphorylation.